AUGGAAGGAACUUUAUUUCAAGAUUUAUUCAAGAUCAAACGUUACAUCUUGAACCAAGUAGAUGUGGGUAUCAGGUUGUAUAGAAGUUCUCCAAAUUUUUGUCUCAUGUCUGAGGAAGUAAACGCUAACUACGAAGUCGUCAUAGAAGACAUUAUACUGAGGGCCUGCAAAGUAAGAUUGAAUCCAGCAAUCAUUUACGGUCAUGCCGAAGCUUUACAGAAGAUGAAUGCUAAGUAUCCUUACGAUAAAUCGGAAAUCAAGGUUAUGUCUGUACCACAAGGUCAAUUGAGUGUAUCCUGGGACAACAUUUUCCAAGGGAGUAAACCAAAUAAGAUCAUCUUGGGACUAGUAAGCACCGUAGCCAUGGCUGGAAGCUAUACGCUAAAUCCUUACAACUUUAAAAACUAUGACUUACGACAGAUCACUUUAUUAUGCGAUGGUGUACCUGUGGGUGGAGGACCAUUGAAACUGAAUUACAGUAAAAGUCAGGGUGAGACCGUCAUUCCAGCCUAUAUCAGUCUGUUCCAAGUCAGUGGACAAUGGAUGCAAAACGUGGGGAAUGGAAUAGACCGAGAUGAAAUGGGGUCUGGAUACGCCCUUUAUGGAUUUGACCUACAACCGACCUUCCAACGUGAAGAUUAUCUCAAUUUAGUCAAGCAGGGGGUCAUUCGACUCGAACUACAAUUUGGAACACCACUACCCGAAGGAGCCUCCAUCAUUAUAUACAGUGAGAGAUCAGGUUACUUUGAAAUCGAUCAUUCCAGAAAUAUCAUCACCGAAGGAUGA
This is a messenger RNA of Pecten maximus, 786 nucleotides long. RefSeq lists its product as uncharacterized. The record is from RefSeq and is a predicted model, not a curated record. The transcript has a single exon. The coding region runs from base 1 to 786 and encodes 261 amino acids. NCBI's taxonomy places the organism in Eukaryota, Metazoa, Mollusca, Bivalvia, Pectinida, Pectinidae.